Temnothorax curvispinosus is the source of this 5184-nucleotide messenger RNA. Its product is annotated as SH3 domain-containing kinase-binding protein 1-like. Gene Ontology annotation, molecular function: protein binding; GTPase activity; GTP binding. Lineage: Eukaryota; Metazoa; Arthropoda; Insecta; Hymenoptera; Formicidae. The transcript has 13 exons. The record is from RefSeq and is a predicted model, not a curated record. Bases 16 to 2304 code for a protein of 762 amino acids.
AGACCCACGGCAAACAUGGCGUUGGAUUUCGCAGCGACGUACAAGGUUUUGGUGCUGGGCGACUCGAACGUCGGCAAGACCUGUAUCGUGCAUCGCUAUUGCGACGAACGGUACUACGAUACUUACAUCUCGACGAUAGGUAUUGACUUCAAACAAAAAAUCAUUAACUUGGACGGAACGCCGAUUAAAUUACAAAUCUGGGAUACCGCUGGCCAAGAAAGAUUUCGAACUUUAACAACAGCGUACUAUCGUGGUGCCAUGGGUAUCCUUUUGAUGUACGAUGUCACUAGUUUGGAGAGUUUCAACCAUCUGUCGUACUGGCUACGAAAUAUCCAAGAAAAUGCGUCACCAGACGUAGUAAAAGUUUUGGCGGCCAAUAAAUGCGACGCAACCGCGAAUCGGGCUGUGGAAGCUGAGAGAGGUCAAAAGAUCGCUGAAAACUUUGAUAUGCCUUUCUUCGAGGUAUCGUGCAAGGAGAACAUCAACAUCGAGGAAGCUUUCCUCACUCUAGCCAGAAGAAUACGAGAACAACGGGGUCGCCGGGCUAGCCUGUUCGAGGCUUCCGAGAGAGAAGGCGCGGACAGUAUAAUUAAGGCGCAGUCACCGUCUCAACAAGGUGAUGCCUGGAGAAUGGAGGCGAUAGUGGAGUAUAAUUAUGUGGCGCAAGAGGAUGACGAGUUGACGCUAAGGAAAGGUGACAUCAUCACUGGGAUCAAGAUGAUGCUUGGAGGAUGGUGGGAGGGCACCCUGAGGGACAAGCGUGGCAUGUUUCCCGAUAACUUUGUUAAGGUAUUGGACUCCUCCUCGACCGCCAGCGGAAAUAACGGCAGCGAGACCGUAAGCAGCACGAAAUCUGACGAGAAUGUCACCUUAAGGAAUGGCUCCGGUAGACGUUUCUGCAAAGUCCUCUUCAGUUACGAACCUUGUAACGAGGACGAGCUAACUUUAGUGCCGCAAGACUCCAUAGAAUUUUUGGGAGAAGUGGAGGAAGGAUGGUGGAGAGGUCGUCUCAGAGGUAGAGUCGGUGUGUUUCCUUCAAAUUUUGUUUCUGCACCUGCCCCCGAAGAACAAGAGAGGCACAAGGAGAGAGACAAGAAGGAAAUAUGUAGAGUACUCUUUCCCUAUGAGGCUGCUAAUGAGGAUGAGCUUACUUUGGUUGAAGGAGAUAUAAUCACCCUUUUCUCUAAGGAUGCGCUGGACAAGGGUUGGUGGAAGGGAGAAUUGAGGGGACAAGUUGGUUUGUUCCCUGACAAUUUUGUCGAAGUGAUUGGUAUAAAAAACGAAUCCCAGGAACAAGAUUCCCAAUGGCAUGAAACAUCGUCGCUAAGUGCAAAGUCGACCAUUAGACAUUCCCAUCAAGUGAAGAAAGUCGAGAAAGCGCACGUUAGAAAAAGUCUGGAUACCAGGAAUGUACAUUCGAGUAAUAUAUCAGAUCACUUCCCUACUCUAGACGCUGCUAAAAAGGGCCUAUCUACAUUGUCGUCCACCUCAACGUCGUCGUUGACAUCUACCGGAAGCGGAAACAGUGAUAAGAAAACGGCCGGUAGCCAUUCGAUUAUAUCGAGCCUAAAGCGUUUCGUAAGCGACGUAGGAAAUAAUAACGGGAUCAGCAACACGACGAGUACCGCUUCGGAGUGUCGCGAGGAGUUGGACGGCGUAGAACGAGGGGAGGGCACUCCGCUUUCGCAUUUGACAGCUUCUCGCGCUAAAGCGCCUCGGCGACGUCCGCCUUCGUCGCAGCAUCUACGCCACGCUGCUGGAUCCAACGCAAGCGCAUCCUCGACGCUGCCAACCGUUCCCAACACUCUUUUGGAAGAUAAUCUGUCUAAUGGACGCACCGAUGGAACCACGUUGGAACAAAUACCUGAUGAAGAAACGGACGGGCUUGCGGCAAAAGCGAGAAGAAAAGCACCAUGGGUCGAAGAAUUGAAGAUGAAUCAGAUGGAGAGGAGAAAAACCGCUACGGUAGAGCGAGUCGAUAAAGUGGAAGUUAAAAAGGAACGAAAUUUCUCGCGAUUAAUGACACAAGGAAAUACCGCGGAUUCCACUAACAAACAGGAUACCGAUAACGACGAUAGCAAACCGAAAGAUAAAAGUCCGAGAGCCGAAACAAGCCCCCACGCCGACCAAAGUCCUAGUUCAUCUGGUCAACCUGCCUACGUGCCGUAUGCCCUCUACAGUAAAUUAUUGGAAAGGGUCGCCGCGUUAGAGGAGAAACAAGCGGUAUUGCAGGCGACAAUAGGACAGCUCUCCGAACAGCUCGUACCUCUUCUCGCAAACGCAUCGGUUAACAGCAAAGUAUAAUACGUAUCGGUGUUAAGAGAGAAAAAUCAAUAGUAUAUUUAUCUGCCCGUACUACCACUGUGUUGUUUUCUCAUUAAAUCACAUAAUGAGAAAGAAACUAAUACUGCUAGAAUAACUAUUACUGUUGUUAUAUAUAUAUACACACACACGCAUAUAUAUUUAUUCAUUUGGUAGUAUACGUUUAUUGUUUGCUCCGUCGAUGCAGUAUUCGCGUGACCCGGUUAAAAACGGAACAUUCCAUAUGACAUUCUUCGUCUGUAAAAGUAUUUCUUUUUUAUUUGAUUUUUGAUAAUUUAACAGAUCUCAUUGUAACUGCCGGAAUUGAUCACUCUCUUGAUAAUCAUAACCCAUUUACGGAUGCUUAUAGACGUUCGCAAUCGCGCAGCUUAAGCUCCACAAUUUUCAUUUCAAACUCACGACACAUAUCAAAUUAUGAGACGCAAAUCUUCAAUGUACAUUUGCACAUAUUCUAGAUUAUUAUGACAAAACUUCCCUGUUAUCAGUAGCACGAAAAAUCUUGCGACGUAAAGUUCCAAAAAGAGAAAAGAAAGAAGGAAAAAAUAGCGCAAGUGUCCUUCCAGAUGGGUGCCUGUGCUUUUCUUGUACCAAUUUGCAUUUUAUUCAUUGUUUUAUGUUACUUAUUUACGUAUAUAUUUUAAUAGAAUUUACGAAAGAUUGCUAACUAUCUUAAUUUUAUUAUCACAGACGAUAAGAAUACUUGGAGAAAAGGAUAGAAAAGUACUUAAAUUCGUAGUUCGAUAGACGUAAGAAUUAUGUGAUUCUUUUUUUUAUCCAACGAACGCAGCUGCCUCGCGAUAACUGCAAUGUGUGAUGAUUUGCUGUAGGUUUCUUUAGUAAUCUGAGUGCCAAUGUAAGCAUUUUUUUUGUUUAUUGCAUUUCCGAGAUGCCUCAUUCAACGAUAGUGAUAAGCGAUCCUCGUUGAUUUUUCACGAGAAAUAUCACCGGACUGCGGACCGAAAUACGCGACUCGUACAAGUCUAAUUCGACGCGUUCGUCGAGCCAUUUAUUUUCACCCGCUUAUCGAAGCAUGUUCCGCUCCGGAGCGGAAUGUCUUUGAAACGGUGCUAAUAGCACGAUAUGUGAUAUAUCGUAGCGUCACGUGGUUAUAAUAUACAUAUAGGAAUGAGGCACAGCGAGAGAGAAACAUUUAUGAAUGAAAAAACUUCUGUUCUGUCCUAAAUAUCAUGAAAGUAUCAUGACAGGACGAUAAAACUAUAAGAAUGCAUUGUAGGCCGCUUUGAACGACAGAUUAGCAGCUUUGUUCGAUACAUUCGCGAAACGUGUUGAAUAUAAAAAAAAGUUUUUAUUUUUUUUAUGAAAAUGGAAUUUUAAGUAAAUAUGGUGUAAAAUCUAAUGAAUAAAGAUUAGAGAUAUAUGAGAGGAAAUACGAGACGCUAUUUAAUUUUUUAUAUCAGUAUUCCAUAAAAUAUAUUUAAUACUUUAACUAACAAUAGUGGACUGAAAGCUAUUUCCUCUAAUCAGGUUGAUAUAAAAGAGACUUUAUUUUUAUGCAGAUAUGCAUACAUUGAAUAAUAUGUAUAUAUACAUAUAUAUAUAUAUAUUUUAUUCUCUCUCGUCUCCAUUAAUUUUGAGCAAUCAAUAGUUCCAUACUGCGGAACCUGGCAGGUUUGAAAAGCAGUACAAUUAUCAUAUUUACUUGAUAAUCGAAUGUGUAUAUGUUGGUCGAAUUGCAAUUUAUCAAUGUACCGCACAGUGUUUAAGGUUCGUGUAUAAAACGAAAUAUAUUUUGGGGCGGCUCAAUCACUUAAUAAUGUCUCGCAAAUAUACUUUAACUGCAUAAUGUACGUUAACAGCCAUAAUAAGUUUUGCAAGAGAUUUUGCAAGAAAAAAAAUUUAUAUUACGUUAAGUGAAAUAUUUUCUCAAAUUAGAGAGGAAAAGUUACGAUGCGGUAAAAAGAAUUAUUAUUUCAAACGUAAGUUUUUAUUUUACAUGUAAUCCGUCCCCAUUAGAAAGAACAUUAGAAAGAUACCAAUAUGCAAUUCAUAAGUUGGCUUAAUUAUCGUAAGGCUAUAAUAUUUGAAUAUAUAUAUAUAUAUUUUGAGUAAUUAAAUUUAUGUAUUGAAUAGUUUGCACAUGAUUUUCCUUCUUUUUUUAGAGAAGGUAUCAUUUCGAUAUAUUGACCUAAAUCAUUCAUUAUUUAAAGCACGCUUUUAUCGACACACAUAUGCUGUUUCGAAAAUUUAAUCGCAAGGCAUCGCAAGAAUAGCUCGAAGUUAAUUAACGAGCUCUAAUUUUAACGAAGCGCAAUGGCUUUUAACGACGGAGGUACCUCUUUAUAUUUGUAGAGUAUCGUAGAUAAUUUUGAAGCGCUUCUCUUUGUAACUCCGUACAAGAUUGUAUUAAUUUGCAUAAUAUAUAUGUAACGCGUUCAUUUUAAUUAGAACUCAAGGGCAACUCUCUCAAUCGGCAUCUAAUACUGAGACCAUGCUUACAAAAGAAAGUUCAAGAUAAACGAGACCACGUUUAGAUUCGUACGUCGCUGUAAUCACCUCUUUUUAUACUUUUAUAUUUCGCUGCAGAUCAAGUCGUUUGAACGGGACAAUUUUUACGUGAAUAUAUGUUCACUCACAUGGUAUACAAAGCUUCGGUUUACAAAUGCGACACCAUUAUGCACCUUCUUGCAAGUGUAACGCGUGACAAUAAUAGUUUUUAAGCGAGUUCGAGAGAACUUUUGCUGAUUUUUUUCUCUAUAAUUUAUACGUUUUGAGUAGUUAUUUUAUAAUCAGGAUCCGUGGGAGCUCAAUUAAAAUAUUUGGUUGCAUUUUAUGUCUUUUGGAGAUAUUUUUUAGAACGAACAGUUGUUUGUCAAGUAUCAGUUAGUCAUAGUUUCGCACGAU